Molecule: messenger RNA, 654 nt
Organism: Humulus lupulus (European hop)
Lineage: Eukaryota; Viridiplantae; Streptophyta; Magnoliopsida; Rosales; Cannabaceae
Product: pentatricopeptide repeat-containing protein At2g27800, mitochondrial-like
Exons: 2
Coding region: 1-654 (217 amino acids)
Biological process (GO): RNA splicing
Molecular function (GO): protein binding
Source: RefSeq, a predicted model, not a curated record
AUGGCUGAAUUGAUGCUUCAGCAGGGAGGCGGGCCUGGGCUGAGUAAUCAGAAAGGCCACAAGCCAUGUUCCAGAAUUGCUUCAAAAGGAUUACAACGUGGAUUUGAACAGUUUCCCUUGUGUUAUUUUUACUCAACUAAGCCUAUAUGUAGGUCUUAUAGGAGGAGAGUUAGUAAGAGAUUGAAAGCUAGUAGUAAGCCUAUUCUCGAUGAAGCUCAGUUUCAAAGGGCAUUGUCUCAACUUCUUCCUAGAUUUACAGCUGAAGAAUUGGGCAAUGUUAUGGCUCAGCAAGAUGAUCCUCUUGUGUGCUUGGAGUUGUUCAAUUGGGCCUCGCAGCAACUGAGGUUCAAGCAUGAUGCUUCCACUUAUCACACUGCCAUAAAGAAGCUUGGUGCGGCUGAAAUGUAUGAGGAAAUGGAUGAUGUUGUCAACCAAGUGCUUGUUAUCUCUCAUAUGGGUACUGAGGCUCUUUUCAAUACCAUUUUAUAUUUUUUCACAGAAGCUAGGAAGUUGACUAGAGCUAUCAAUAUAUAUAAGCACAUGAAGAACAGCAGGAACUUGGGUUGUAGGCCUUCAAUUAGAACUUAUAAUACUCUUUUUGCGGCAUUUUUGAGUAGGGGAAACAAUUCCAAAUUUUCUAUUUUUUUUAAGUAA